Parnassius mnemosyne (clouded apollo) is the source of this 525-nucleotide messenger RNA. The record is from the annotation of a GenBank genome assembly. NCBI's taxonomy places the organism in Eukaryota, Metazoa, Arthropoda, Insecta, Lepidoptera, Papilionidae.
AUGUCAAUGUAUCCGUUUUUCAUUGAAUGUGAACACCAAAGACCACGUCGUUUGAUGGAUCAACAUUUUGGCUUGGGUCUCACGCCUCAAGACUACUUGACCAUCGUCGCCAUGCCGCAAACUAGCAGGAACUACUAUAGGCCGUGGCGAAAUCUUCAGGCUGCUAACCAAGACGCAGGCUCCACUAUUAAAGAAGAAAAGGACAAAUUUCAAGUAAAUAUUGACGUCCAGCACUUCGCACCUGAAGAAAUUUCGGUAAAAACUGCCGAUGGUUAUUUAGUUGUUGAAGCGAAACAUGAAGAGCGCCAAGACGAACACGGAUUUAUUUCUAGAAGUUUCUCAAGGAGGUACCCCUUACCCGAAGGUAUAGAAGCAGAUUUAGUUACAUCUAAAUUGUCGUCAGACGGAGUGUUGAGCAUAACGGCGCCGCUCAAAGCACCGCCUAAAACAAGUGAUGAGAGGGUCGUUCCGAUCAUUCAGACGGGGCCAGUAAGGAAACAAGGCGGUGAUGAAGAACGAAGAUAA